AGAUGAUUGAACAUUCUGUCACACAGAUCCCUCUCGUCAACCAGACAACCUACAAGCAUAUACACGCGGACACACACAUACACACUCCUGACCAAACGACCAUAAUACCCUUUUUGGAUUUCAACUAUUACACUUCUUGUUUUCUAAUUCCUACUUGUACUUCUCUGUAUUGAUGACUGGAAUUGAAGAAGCCCAAGGGAUUGCUGUGUGGGAAUCGAAGAGAUGCUGAUAUCGGAAUGUGGCUUGGAAGAAUCAGAGGCAUUCACUUUGGAGCGGACUACGCGAGGCGCUGAACGGGUUUGCUUGUGGAAAUCUCGUUCUCGGUCUUUGAUUCUGUGUGUUUAAUAAAUUCGUGAUAAGGGUUUAGCAAAAUAUCGGAUUUUGGAUUUGGGUUUUGUUGAUUCCCGGGUUUUUUUUUAUUCCAUUGUUUUGUUUUUUGUUUCAAUGAGUAUGUGGGUUUUUGAUUUGAGGUGAUAUACGGAAAUCGGUGAUUAGAGACGUGUGGUUUAUUGCACCUAUUGUCGUUUGUGCAUUCAAUUCUCGGAGAUUAUAGCAGAUUUCAAACCUAUUUUUUGGUGAUGUUGGUUCGAGUUUAAGAGUGAUGAAGUGGUACAAAUAUUUGUUAGAUUCUUUUUGGAAUUGAAUUCAUUAGUGGAUUGUGGUACUGGAGAGGUUUUGUUGAUACUGCAGCGAGAUUGUUGUUUUACGAGUUGUGAGUUCGGUUAUCUUCUACUAGGUUCCUGGAGAAUUGUUUCAUCUCUUAGUCUGGGGAUUGGAGUGAUUUUGUUGAUUCCAGGGGGCAGACUCUUGUGUUGCAUGUUGUUUGUUUGGUUGUCAUUUGAGUGUCAUUAUGUCGGGUGGGACGCCGGUUGGCGGCGGAUAUAUGAGGCAGAGGCACAGCCAGGGGUAUGCAUCAAGUGGUGAUGACCUUGAGGAUGACGCAUGCUCGAGGUCACGUCCUACAUCACCUGCAAGUGUGAGAAGACGGACGUGGAUUGAGAUUUUGGAGAAUUUGCUUUGGCUUGCUUCGGCAGCUUUCAUUAUAUACUAUGGUGAUCGCCACUCCAAUUUGAUAUAUCUCCUGUGGCAUGAUGAGCGAAUCAGAAGAAUGCCUUUGUACCUUGGGAUGGUGGGUCUUGGUUUGAAUGCUCUCAUCUUCUUUUAUUCAAGUAUGUCAGUUGGGAGUGUCAGGAGGUUUGAUGAGAAAUGGGAACUGACAAGUAUAUCUGCUUUGCCAUUCGUUACCCUUCUUGGACUUGUCUCCUUUUGCUUGUUCUCUUUUGCUUUAUGGCCAAUAUGGAGUUUCCUGACUCUUCCUCUUCUGUUUACACUGUUUAUGGCUUGCAUGGUUACAUUUCCCUACAUUUUGAUUGGGACAUUCAGGCCUCAAGAUGAUAUCUUACGUACAGAUUAAGCCUCCUGGGAUGCAAGCAAGAAACAAUACUGACAUAGAUGAAGAGUUGCUAACUGAAAUUUGGGACGUUGGUAGCAGGGCCUAUAGAUUGAAGUUUUGUCUUCCUUUCUGAUUUUGGCCAUUUUGGUGCUAAUGAUGGUAAAGUUGAUUGUUUUUUAAUCAGUCGGCUUUUAUUUUACCUAUCAACGUUACCUUGAUGAUUGAUACACACUGAUGAUAUAGUCUCACGUCAAUUUCUUUUGUAUACCCAGAACUAAAGGUCUCAUUGAAAUGAAAUUAGUUUUGUAUUGAUUAGAUGCCAGUGAGUCAUGCUAUAGUCACAUCUUUGGGAUAAUUAUUCA
Alnus glutinosa is the source of this 1755-nucleotide messenger RNA. RefSeq lists its product as uncharacterized. Lineage: Eukaryota; Viridiplantae; Streptophyta; Magnoliopsida; Fagales; Betulaceae. Bases 851 to 1414 code for a protein of 187 amino acids. The record is from RefSeq and is a predicted model, not a curated record. The transcript is spliced from 4 exons.